AUGGCCACGACGUUCAAGGAGCCCGAGUUGCCGGAGCCGUCCGAUUCGACAAAGGGCAAGUAUCUGUGCCUCACUAUCUGUGGCUACCGCAAGCCGGGCAUGAGUGAGGAAGAAUACCGCAAUCAUAUGGUCAAUAUUUCCGCACCUCUGACCAAGGGUCUCAUGGUCCGAUAUGGAAUCAAGCGGUGGACCCAGAUCCACAACCAAAGCUCUACAAGGGCGCUGAUGGCUCACUUGUUCGAUCCGCAGAUGGCCAACGUCGCGGAUUUUGACUGCUUCAGCCAGGUUGUGUUCAGGAGCAUCGAGGAUUACAAACGCAUGAAACAGGAUCCGUGGUACAAGGAGAAACUGGUCGGUGACCACGAAAAGUUUGCUGACACCAAGAGGAGCCUGAUAACUAUAGGGUGGAUCGAAGAGUUUGUGAGAGACGGCGAAGAAGUGGAUGGCUUUGCAGACUAG
Canariomyces notabilis is the source of this 459-nucleotide messenger RNA. RefSeq lists its product as uncharacterized. The record is from RefSeq and is a predicted model, not a curated record. Gene Ontology annotation, molecular function: oxidoreductase activity. The transcript has 3 exons. The coding region runs from base 1 to 459 and encodes 152 amino acids. NCBI's taxonomy places the organism in Eukaryota, Fungi, Ascomycota, Sordariomycetes, Sordariales, Chaetomiaceae.